AUGGAUUCAAAUUCUAACUACCUUUUGCAGUUUACUUGGCUCUCCAGAGCCGAAUACUCAACCCAAGACUGUCGAGAAUUGGGUUUCAUCAAGAGCCAAUUGAUGUGCUCAUCCUGUGAUAACUUGGAUUUUGCUCUCCAGGAGCUCAAGGCAAUUUGCUUGGAAUGCUGUCAGAAAGACAAUGACUCACCUGUCAGCCGGAAGUAUCCAAAGGCUAUCCUAGAAGUGUGUACCUGCAAAUUUGGGGCUUAUCCUCAAAUUCAGGCCUUCGUGAAGAGUGAUCGUCCCUUGAAGUUCCCUAAUUUGCAAAUUAAGUAUGUUCGAGGAUUGGAUCCAACUGUGAAGCUCCUGGACAAAACAGGAGCCGUAAAGGAGACUCUGUCCAUUACAAAAUGGAAUACAGAUACUGUGCAGGAAUUCUUUGAGACCCAUCUGGAAAAUGAGGAAAAUACUGACGAUGAUGAGGAUUAUUUGAAAACAAAUCGUGUGUAGUAUUUAAAUUGAAAUUUUUUGAGAUAAAGAAAGAGAUUGAAAAC
This is a messenger RNA of Phlebotomus papatasi, 536 nucleotides long. RefSeq names its product selenoprotein F. Gene Ontology annotation, cellular component: endoplasmic reticulum lumen. NCBI's taxonomy places the organism in Eukaryota, Metazoa, Arthropoda, Insecta, Diptera, Psychodidae. The transcript has 3 exons. The record is from RefSeq and is a predicted model, not a curated record. Bases 1 to 492 code for a protein of 163 amino acids. Gene Ontology annotation, molecular function: oxidoreductase activity.